AAAUUUUGCUUUGUCUCCUUCGGAAAGGGAGCUUUUUACAGAUUGUGCUUUUGCAUGACAUGAAUUCCAUCAUUUUUUUCACCUUCUGUUACAGGCACCUGCUUUGGACAGAUAAGGCUUUUCAGUAUAUGUUCUAUGUCAAGAGUCUCCUCAUUUGUUCUCAGAUUUGUCAAUGGGUAGUAAUGACCAGCAGUCUGCAGAGGACAAGUGGCCAGUGAGCCUGUAUUGCAGCCAGUCUUAUGAGCCCCUCUGUAAUGACCAAAACAGCACAGCUGCUCCCUUGCUUCCUUCUGGCCUCCAGUUGGAGCUGACUCACCCAGAGAGCACCCAAGAGACAAAGAAGGUACAGGACGUCACAUCGGACCGGUCUACAUGCCCGGGCAAUAAUAGUACCAUUACCUUGAUCAGACCAGAUCCUGAACUCCUGUCUGGUCCACCCUUGCCAUUUGCUACUGAAACCAUGGCCCCAAACCCACAGCUUACAUAUUUGGACCGUGUCGUGAUGGAAAUUAUUGAGACGGAGCGGAUGUAUGUUAGGGAUCUACGAAUAAUUGUUGAGGACUACCUGUCCCACAUUAUAGAUACACGGACCCUGUCCAUCAAACCUGAGCAGGUGUGCUCUUUGUUUGGGAACAUUGAGGAUAUAUAUGAGUUUAACAGCGAGCUACUCCAAUCUUUGGACAUGUGUGACAAUGACCCUGUGGCAGUUGCCAGAUGCUUUGUGGACAAGAGAGAGUAUUUUGAGAUCUACACUCAGUACUGUACAAAUUACCCCAACUCUGUGGCUACACUGACAGACUGUAUGCAAAACAAAACACUGGCUAAGUUCUUCAGAGACAGGCAGGCCUUUCUGAAUAGUUCGCUCCCUCUGGGUUCAUAUCUACUUAAGCCUGUUCAGAGGAUCCUUAAAUACCAUCUUCUGCUUCAGGAGAUUGCUAAUCACUAUGACUCUGAGGAAGAGGGCUAUGAGGUGGUAGAAGAGGCCAUUAACACCAUGACAGGAGUGGCCUGGUACAUCAAUGACAUGAAGAGGAAACAUGAGCAUGCAGUUAGAGUGCAGGAGAUCCAGUCACUCCUAAUUAACUGGAAAGGGCCUGACCUUACUACCUAUGGGGAACUUGUUCUGGAAGGCACUUUUCAUGUCCAACGAGCUAAGAAUGAGAGAACCCUUUUUCUCUUUGACAAGAUACUUCUCAUCACCAAGAAGCGAGGAGAGAACUAUAUCUAUAAGCAUCAUAUCAUGUGUUCUACUCUGAUGCUCAUUGAGAGUGCAAAGGAUUCACUGCGUUUUAGUGUGACACACUACAAGCAUCCCAAACAGCCGCACACAGUGCAAGCAAAAACUGCAGAGGAGAAAAGAGUGUGGGCUCAUCACAUUAAGAGACUUAUUCUGGAGAACCACCAUGCAGUUAUACCACAGAAAGCAAAAGAAGCCAUCUUAGACAUGUAUUCAGUUUCGAAGUACCGGUACAGUCCUGAGAGACUGAAGAAUGCAAUGUCCUGUCAUGGGGAGAAUUUCUCUGGAGGUUGGAGGCGAGGUCGAAGACAAUCAGAACCAGGCCAGGAGAUUACAAGGUCAACUACAGUAGCCACUCUUAAGCAUGCGGAGAGUGAGGGCACUCUUCUGAUGGACAGGAACAAAUGCUCUCUACAGCCUAGUGCUAGUGAGCACACCUUGGGUUUGACACCAUUGAAGCCCGAGCCUCAAAGAUCUAGUAUGCAGGAGCUUAGCCUGAACACAGACUCACUGCUCCAACACAGUCUGAAUGACAGGGAGGAGGAAAUGGAAGACACAGAGCUUUGUAAAGAGGGAAAAGAGCUGAAACAGAAUGAUGUGGAGCAAAAAGAAGAAGAAGAGAGUGGUGAUGACAGUGUUACAAUGGGAGAUGACCAGAAUGAAGAUGGAAAUGACCUGUUUGAGCAGAAUGAGCCAGUGAGGAUGGAGAGCCACACACGUUUUGAGGAGGAAGCCCAUGACAUGGACGAGACAUUUAUUCUUACUGAAGAGGUCUCUGAAGAGUUAAGUCCUGAGGGAGGCCUCUCUUGGUGGAGAGAGACUGAGAGCACAGAAGCCAUAGAGCCUGAAAUUGUACCAGAACUCCCUAAUAGACACCCUCUAGGAUCUGAAAGACCAAAUGAGAAUGGUGAAUGCAUAGAUUGUGGAGAAAAUAUGAAAGACUUUGUGGAUGCAUCCUUCCUCCUGAAACCAAAUGAUGAGUCAGAAAUGAUUAAGACCUACAAUGAAAAGGAAUUCUGCCAAAUUGAGAACAUACAGGAAGAGGAGGAGGAUUUAGAGGAUGAGUUGAUGCCUAUGAUGGAGUCCAGGAACAUGAUUGUGCCAUCAUUUGGGCUUGACAAUGGAAACAUUAUUGGUGAGGACAUCAUCUGCAGCCAAAGUAGCUGUACCCUCAUUGUGGACUCUGAGGAAGUGGAGACAGAGAAUACACAAACAUUAAUCGGCUCCUCCACAGAACAACCUCCUCUCUACCUCACUGGAGAAACUUCAAUUUCUUUUCCUAAUCUGGAUGGCCUUUUGGAUACUGACCAAAAACUAACAAAAAAAGGAGACACUCUCUCCAAGAAAGACCGACUACUCAUCCACAAGAUCAGGAGAUACUACGAACAUGCUGAAAAACAAGAUGCUAGCUUCCGUAUUAGGCGCAGGGAGAGCCUCUCAUACAUUCCUGUAGGACUUGUCCGCAACUUGAGCAGACAGCUCAAUGGCAUCUCUACAGAUGACAAUAUAGCAGUGCAUAAGAAAUCUGCCCACAUCAGUCGACCCACAUCUUGGGAUGUGUUCAAUCUCCCAGGUCUGGAAAAAGAGAAGGUGGUAGAAAGGAUCCCAGAGCCUGUCACACAUGACAGAGUGGAUGGCUACAGUUCUAAUCUCAGUUCUCAGAGUGUUGCAGUUGUAAUUAAAGACAGUGAGUCCAGACCUUCUUCUGACGUAAUGAAAGAAUGCCAUGAUAUUCAAGUCAAAGUAAGUGAAGCAUCCAUGCAAUCCCAAGAGACUCUUAAAAGUAUAGUGGGUGACCACACUAUUGAAACAAGUCCUGACAUGUUACAAAAGGAAUCAGCAGCUACUACAAAUCCUGACAGUGAGUACAGUGAGAAACUCCUAAUUGUGGAGGAGUCUGAUCUUUGUACAACAGGUGAAGGUACCUUUACUCCAACACCCACAAACAUCUCCCUAGACAAGAGAGACGAAGGGCAGGGACAGGAGAAAGACUCAAAUGAGAUUUUCAAGUGCCAGCUGAGGAGUAGAGUUAGUCAGGCUUCUCUACCCAAGAUCAUUAGUCUCAGGUCAGCCGCUGAGGAUGAUGUGAUUCUGCAGGACAUGGAGAGGGUUAAAAACAAGGUGUUCCAGUUAGCCAGGCAGUACAGUCAACGCAUCAAGAACAACAGACUUGUGAGUCAGAGAGCCAAAACAGCCGAAGGCCAGCUUAAACCCAGGAACGUCCUGUCUGUCCAGGAGGAAAUCCCCAAAUCUCAGAAAAGUGAGAGAGCCAUUUCCUGUCUGAUGUCACUGAGCUCUUAUGAGCAGGGGGUGCAGCAGGAAUCUUUGACCCCGAGCUCUGCUGUGCCAGCCCAGAACCUACACAGUCCAAUCUACACAGAGAUUCUCCACUGGCCAGAUGUCCAAGCACUGCGCUCCAAAUACUCCUUCCGCUACUCAGAAAGCAUACCAUCUCGCCCUCACCCUGUGAGCCGGAGCUGUUCUGUCCCAGAUAAGAUGCUCAAGAUUGAACCUGAAAUGCCAAGCACUCAAACAAGCAUCUCCAAUAACAGCACCAGCUGCAAUGGCACAACAGAACAAAAAGAGGCCUUUGCGGAUAUUAAAACUUCUCCGAAUGAAGCCCUCUUAAAUUUGAGCUCUGGGAAUGAGGGUUUGACAAAGGUAUGUAGGGUACAUUCAUUAGAUCAGGUGCUUGGAACACUUCACCUUAAUGAAUUCCAAAACCACCCAGAGACCCAAAUACACGGCUAUUAUGUUUCUGGUGAGUCCACCCUGCCCGGUGAGAGAAAGAUCAUAAUCAUAGAGAGGCUCACAGGCACCAAGCCAGAGGAGAGUCUUGUAGUCACAGGGAAAGAAGAGAAAGAGAUGUGCGAAGAAAAUCAACUGGGGUUGAAGCAAAGCACUGGAGCAAAGGAUAAGAGCAAAGAAAAAGUCGUUGGGUCACAUGAUAUGGUGGACAUUGCAAAAAAAUAUCCAGUGACUUCACUCAAAAACACUGAGAGCAGUCAACAAAGUGUUGUAAAAAAUUUGCGAGAGAAAUUUCAGAGCUUGAGCUCAUUCACGUAAAUAUGUAGUCAAGAGAAUUUCCAUGCAAUCUUAAGUGACCAUAUUUGAUGUAUGCAUAAUGCGGUGCAACGGUAUACCAGCAAUCAUUCUCAUGGUUACCCAGUAAUGUUGUGUUUGCCUCUCUUAGUUUUUGCAAAAUAAUCUCAGAGGAAAUAUGAAUUAGAAAUGUAAAUUCAUGUGUAAAUGUAUUUUAUACCAUUGCUGUUAAUAAAUCUGUGAUUGUAACUAUGUACAUAUAAUCUAUCAGAAAUAUUACUGUACAUAGACUAAUUGCUGGUAAUAACUGCUAAUUACUUGGGGGGAAUGAGAGGAGGAUUUCCUGAAUAUUUAGUAGAUGUCAAACAGGAUGGUAAUAGUGUUAAUGUCUGCAAAGGUGGCGCACACAUUGGUUUGACUGAUGAGUACCUAGGGUGCAGAGUGGCGCAGUUGGUAGCGCUGUCACCUCACAGCAAGAAGGUCUUGGGCUCAAUUCCCGGCCGGGCAGCCAAGGUCUUUUCUGUGUGGAGUUUGCAUGUUCUCCCCAUGUCCACGUGGGUUUCCUCCCACAGUCCAAAGACAU
This is a messenger RNA of Chanos chanos (milkfish), 4862 nucleotides long. RefSeq names its product pleckstrin homology domain-containing family G member 3. The transcript has 18 exons. Gene Ontology annotation, biological process: regulation of establishment of cell polarity. The record is from RefSeq and is a predicted model, not a curated record. Gene Ontology annotation, molecular function: guanyl-nucleotide exchange factor activity; small GTPase binding. Bases 173 to 4303 code for a protein of 1376 amino acids. Lineage: Eukaryota; Metazoa; Chordata; Actinopteri; Gonorynchiformes; Chanidae.